This is a messenger RNA of Anopheles aquasalis, 2006 nucleotides long. RefSeq names its product serine/arginine-rich splicing factor 4. The record is from RefSeq and is a predicted model, not a curated record. Lineage: Eukaryota; Metazoa; Arthropoda; Insecta; Diptera; Culicidae.
UUCACUCGCAGCAAGCCCAGAACCACGCAUCUAGAAUCUGCGGAAGAAAUUUUCCUGAAAGUUUCGGGGGCCGUAAAUGCCUCUUUAAACAGUUAGAAAACGUUCUGUGAAGUGAAAAAGUGUUGAAAGAACCAACGGUUGAUAAGUUGGAAGAGAUUCGCCAUUUUGUGAGGCAUUUUUCGUUCGGACGGGCCUCCAGCAUAAAACCUCGUUGAUUCGAGUGGCCAUUGAUUUUUGAGAUUCAGAUGCUCGAUGCUCGAUGUAAACAGAACGCCAGCUGUCGACCACAAAAAUGCACUCGACAUGCAGGCGAUCGUGAACACCAAAUGAACACAAAAUGAACCAAAUGAAUCGAACGCCUGAGGCCAUCGUAAUCGAAAGUUACAGAAUAAGCACCUCAACGUCAAAAAGAGAAGAGCAGAGAUGAGUAGCAUCAGCAAGAUACACUUCAGCAGCACCACCGGGGUGUCGCUUAACGAUCGGUUCACAGUCAUGGCAAAAAUGGCCGAACCUGGUGUCGUAGUCCGUGGUGGAGGAGGAGGCGGCGGACCAGCACUGCAGCUUGGAGAACGACCUCGUGCCCGGUCGAAUUCUCUGUCCCGUUCAUCGGAUGCCAAUCGUCAGCUAGUUAGCCAGUGGGACUCACAGUGGCGUCCCCAUACGGGGCUGCAAAAAGCGCUUCAGCUGAACAAUGCUUCCUCCAUCCGUUCGGGCCGUCAAAGAUUGCAGCGCAAUAACGCCCAGACACAGCUGAAACGUACCCUCGGUUCCAUUCCCGGAGGCUUCCAGCGUAUGCAACGCUCCAACAGUUUUGGAGAUAUCGCAACGAUGAACGCUGAUCGUAUCGAACUCCAGCAAAGAUUCCGUAACAAAGGAAAUACAAUCGCCGCUCGCCUAGGGCAGGCCCGUGCGGCCGCAAGCCGCAAUCUUCCCCGUGGUCGCUCCCGUACCCGUAGCGUGUCCCGUGGUCGAAGUGCAUCGCGUACUCGCAGCGUAUCGCGCAAUCGUCAGCCAUCGCUGAGCCGCAGCAACUCACAGACAAACCUCCGCCGAGCCGGAUCGCGCAGCAACCUUUCGCGCUCCAACAGUCGCAACCGACUCAACACGACCGCAGGAGGAGCGGGAGGCAUUCGACAGCGUUUGAAUCGCAACAAAUUGACGCUGGCCGAACGCAUUGGAACCCGGAGCAAUGGUCCGGUUGCGGCCAACACACGUGGCCGUAGUCGCAGUCGGAGCCGCGUACGCGGUGCAGCAACAAUCGCUGCCGCGGCACCAGCUGGCACCAGCAGCCGUUCACGAUCGCGCAAACGGGCUGGUUCACGAGUGACCGCACGUGCCGGUAGCGUCAACAGCCGGCUCGGUGCAAACCGAACCGCCGAACCGAUAGGCCGCGUAGCUAGUGGCCGCAUUGCCAAGCGAAGCGGUAGUCGUCGACGCCGUGGCGUACAGCCGGCGGCAGCGGUAACAGGCAAUGGUGGUGGUGCCGCAGGAGCGCGCACUGGACGCCCGCUGAAGAGAGGACCGGCGAAGAGAAAAGGAGCACCGGCCAAUGAUAAGAAGGCAGCAAAUGGCUCGGCAGCAGCGGCAGCGGCCGCCGGUGGAGCUCGACGAGGACGAUCCCGCUCGCGGCGUGCAAAUUCUCGUGUUCGCGGGCGUAGUGCAUCGAAGGGCCGUGGCACGCAAGCAGCCAAGCAGCAGAAGCAACCGAAGAGCAAGGAAGAGCUGGACAGCGAGCUGGAUCAGUACAUGGCAAACACAAAGUCCUGCCUCGAUCGGGAGAUGGACGAGUACAUGAACGGUAUCAGUGCCCACUGAGCUGGGCACACGAGGAACGCGUGGCGAACCGCAAAUGAGGCGAUUCCACGUGAACCAUGCUAUCCUUUCUAGUGUUAAUGACAAACUGUAUUUAAGAAAUUACAUUUAAACUGUAAAUAUGAUUCUCACCAUCCUACCCUCCUAGUACUUACUCAAUAAAGCGCGUAACCGUUCGUUCGAAUGGGAAAUGA